Messenger RNA from Sapajus apella (tufted capuchin), 835 nucleotides. Its product is annotated as zinc finger protein 92-like. The coding region runs from base 226 to 579 and encodes 117 amino acids. The record is from RefSeq and is a predicted model, not a curated record. Gene Ontology annotation, biological process: regulation of DNA-templated transcription. The transcript is spliced from 5 exons. NCBI's taxonomy places the organism in Eukaryota, Metazoa, Chordata, Mammalia, Primates, Cebidae.
UGUUUGUGUUUAUGCCCUUGAUUUUAUACUGUAUUAUUCAGAAGAACAGAAAAGCACUGAUAUUGUAGAUUUUAUGCCACUCUGUUUUCUCAGAGAGGAUAUUUCUGUUUUGAAAUUCAUUUUAUUGGAAAAUUUUAGUCAGUCCUAUAAGUUAGAACCAGUUCUCUUUACUCUUUCAUUUCACCUUGAGUCAGAUUAAAAAUUCUGCCCAUGGCCACUUGGUAAAUGUGUUUGUGUGUUUUUCAGGCACCAUUGACAUUUACAGAUGUGGCCAUGGAAUUUACUCUGGAGGAGUGGCAAUGCCUGGACACUGCACAGCAAAAUUUAUAUAAAAAUGUGAUGUUAGAGAACUACAGAAACCUGGUCUUCCUGGGUAUUAUUGUCUCUAAGCAAGACCUAAUUACCUUUCUGGAGAAAGAAAAAGAGCCCUGGAAUAUGAAGCAACAUGAGAUGGUGGAUGAAGCCCCAGGUUUCUGGAAGAAUAGGACCUCUCCCAGAGUAUGGCUGGAAGAUGUUUGGGAUGAUUACAGAGUAAGCAGAAUUCUCAGUGGGACCAAAUCAGGAGAAACACUUUUGUGAUUUGAAGAUAUUCUUUCUGGUGCCUUGGGGAUUACAUAAAACUUAAAAGAUACAGCUAUAUAUUUUAAUCUGGUAAAAAAUUAACUCAAGUUGCAUACAAAAAUUCUUCCUCAUUGUAUUUGCUUGCAAAUUUGUUAUUGAUGCAGCUAAUUAUAUCUUUUUAUGUUGUAUAUUCAUUAAUAUAUGUUUGUAAUAAUUUCUAUGCAUUUAUCUUUCAACUUUUAGAGAAAAAUUAAAAAUGUUUUCUGCACCAUUA